This is a messenger RNA of Puccinia graminis f. sp. tritici CRL 75-36-700-3, 915 nucleotides long. RefSeq lists its product as uncharacterized. Gene Ontology annotation, biological process: tRNA wobble uridine modification. Gene Ontology annotation, molecular function: tRNA binding; S-adenosylmethionine-dependent methyltransferase activity. Gene Ontology annotation, cellular component: nucleus; cytoplasm. The transcript is spliced from 2 exons. The coding region runs from base 31 to 876 and encodes 281 amino acids. NCBI's taxonomy places the organism in Eukaryota, Fungi, Basidiomycota, Pucciniomycetes, Pucciniales, Pucciniaceae. The record is from RefSeq and is a predicted model, not a curated record.
UUUCCACUGGUAGGGACAAUCAACAGCAGGAUGAGAUCAGAUGACCAAGCUCGACGAGAUUCGACCGGGGCUGCCUACGAACAACAGCAUGUCCAUCAAGUCUACGAAUCCAUCGCCGUCCAUUUCUCACAGACCCGAUACAAACCCUGGCCGAUCGUCGCUGAUUUUCUGGAUAGACAACCCAGAGGCUCGAUCGGCUUAGACGUCGGCUCUGGAAAUGGAAAGUAUCUUCAUGGACACAACAUUACCAACAAAAUCAAGAACGGUACGAGUGAACCAAGCCAGCAGAUCGCACUUGGAGGCAUACCGCCAGGCCAACUGCUCGAGGAGGAGCCACGAUACUUCCUGUUAGGUCUCGACCGAUCGGCCUCUCUGCUCUCACUCUCACAACACAUCCACUCUGUCCCCGAGCUGGUCCAUGGGGACUGUCUCAGCCUGCCCUUCCGCUCCAACCUCGCCUUCGACUUCGCCAUCUCCAUCGCAACCCUUCACCAUCUCUCGACCCAAGAGAGGAGACUCGAGGCCGUCAAGCUCCUCCUCUCUUCCGUCAAACCUUCCCGUCCUUCAUCCACCGGCCGGAUCCUCAUCUUUGUCUGGGCUCACGAACAGGGUCAAAAAUCCCGUCGAAAGUGGGCCAAGGGGACUCUUUUACCUGCACCCGAACUUGGAUCAUCUCCAUCGACGAGCUCCAUUGAACCUGACUUGGAAAAGUUUGAAGAACUGUCCAACUUACAGGACGUCUUAGUUCCUUGGGUUCUCAACAAUAACUCCGAUCAAAAAUCGACCGAGAAGCUGACGACCUAUAACAGAUACUAUCAUCUAUUUCGCGAGGGAGAAUUAAUUGAACUGGGUCAAGUGUGCCGCCGAAUCCCUUGAGCUUUCAUUCACACAACUGCACUCAAAUCUUCCCCAGUC